This is a messenger RNA of Habropoda laboriosa, 1434 nucleotides long. RefSeq names its product putative GTP-binding protein 6. Gene Ontology annotation, cellular component: cytoplasm. The record is from RefSeq and is a predicted model, not a curated record. The transcript is spliced from 2 exons. Gene Ontology annotation, molecular function: GTP binding; ribosome binding. The annotation marks the transcript as partial. Lineage: Eukaryota; Metazoa; Arthropoda; Insecta; Hymenoptera; Apidae.
AUGCAGUUUCUGAAAAGAUUUGCUUAUCUUAUAAAUAAAUCACAAUAUAUAAUAAAUAAAAAGAGAGAAUUUGAAAUAGUAAAUGUUAUUCGUCGUUGUAAUCAUGAGUCUAAUGUAGUAUUUGAAGAAUAUGAAGAAAGUGAAGAAGAAAAGAAUAUAUACACACAAAUAUCCAGAGAUUAUUUGGGGUCAGCUGUUGGUGGAAAUAGAAUAUUUCUUAUACAACCGUACAUAAAAUGGGGUGUUAAGAAGAAAAGAAAUACUUCACCCCAGUUACAAUUAGAUGAAGCAAUAGCACUCAUUAAUACACUACCAAAUUGGAGUGUUGUUGGUAAAAAAAUUGUUCCAUUACUUUCUUUACAAAAGAAGCAGCUUGUUGGUUCUGGAUCUCUUGAGACAUUGAAGGCAGAUAUUAGGAAUUGUGCAAAUGUUACAGCUAUAUUUGUUAGUACAAAUUUAUUGAAAUUUAUACAAAUUGCUGAAUUGCAAGAGGCUUUUCAAUUGCCGAUUUACGAUCGUUAUUCUAUAGUUAUUCAUAUUUUUCGAGAACAUGCAAAGACAUCGGAAGCAAAGUUGCAAGUAGCUUUAGCAGAAAUACCAUAUAUUAAACAGAAAAUAACUGAUUUAUCUGCUUAUCGUAUCGGACGAAUACACUGUAAUGAAAAAACAAAGGCCUUACUUCACACUAGAGAAAGAAAGUUAAACAAUGCAUUAAAGAAAUUGAAAGAACAUAGGCACAUGAUAAAAGAGCGAAGGUUAAGUUUUGGUUUUCCAAGCAUUGCUGUUGUUGGGUAUACAAAUGCUGGCAAAACAUCUUUAAUAAAGGCAUUAACAGAAGAUGAUUCGCUGCAACCUGAAGACAAGCUAUUUGCUACUUUAGAUACAACAGUACAUCAAGGAUAUCUUCCAAAUAAAGUAAAAGUAUUAUACAUCGAUACCAUUGGAUUUAUUCAAGAUGUACCAGAAACUUUAAUAGAGCCAUUUAGAGUAACUUUAGAAGAUGCUCUAAAUGCUGAUAUUUUAGUUCAUGUGUUUGAUAUAAGUCAUCCUGACUUGAAAGCACAAAUUCAACAUGUACAAAUAACAAUACAGCGUAUGAUAAAUGAAAAUAAAGUGGUAAUUAAUGUUGCAAAUAAGUAUGAUAUGGUGGAACAGGGUACCAUUGAAACAGAUAUUCUACCAGAAGGUACACAUCUCGUUUCUGCUGCUAAAUUGACAGGAAUUGAUUUGUUACGAUCGAAAAUGCAAGAACAAAUUAUAGAUGCCUCUGAUUUACUAAAAAAACGUAUUAGGGUACAAACAGGCAGUGCAAUAGCAUCGUGGUUGUACAACCAAGCAACGGUUCUAAGCGCUGAACCUGAUCCAAAAGAUUCGCAAUACUUAAUAAUGGAUGUGUUAAUGUCAACAGAAGCGUUUUAUAAAUUUAAACGGUUU